GGUACUUCAGGUUAAGAACAGUUUCAGGUUAAGAACAGACCUCUGGAACGAAUUAAGUACUUAACUCGAGGUACCACUGUACUCUGACAGCAACCAGUAAAUUACCAAGGAAGCUAUAGUGUAUGGAAUGAACAGUCUCUCUCUCCCCCCCGCUUCUAAUUAUUGUUUAUUUGGUUUUGUGUUCGCUAGGAAACUGCCAUUUGGCAACAAAUCUACUAAAAUGGACAGGAAAAUGUCUCGUUUCAGAUAGUUGCACAUUUCUUGGGACAGCGGCAGUUCUUAUUAGCAGGGCGUCAGAUUUGUAGACUCUAUAAGCUUCCUUUGGUCGCAUUGUAAAGCAUUGUCCAUGAUUCCUUUCUCCAUUCUAACUCGGCGAUUCAAAAUGUUUCUCAAGUGUGCAGCCCCCAAAAAGUGGAAAGCAUUUGAUGGCAAAGUUACCGAGAUGGAUACGCAGUUCACGCUGCGGGCCAGGGAGCUGCUCGAAAUCUACCGCAGCAUUAGUAUGAAAGACCUUCCGCAGGAUGAACGGCUGGAUGUGCUGCUAACGCUGAAGCACACGGUGAAGGAACAUGACUCUAAACUCACACAUGAGAUAGUGGAAUUGAUUGACAGAGAAGCAGACCUCAUGAUGAGGGGAGUGAAGGAAUGUAACUUAGACGGGCUCAGACAAAGAAUAUGUACAUUAUUUCUUCAGUAUAUCAAAACACCACUUUUUAAUCCAGAGGUUGCUCGACAUCUCAAGGUUCCACCUGAUCCAAUGAGGCUUUACCAAAACAUCCACUUUUGCCUUGGUUGCAAAAGGUACCUGCCCUCUACGGAUUUUGCCAUAUCUGCUAGUUCACACACUGUUGGCCGUUGUCGUCUGUGCUGCAAGCUGGAUAACGAGGCUCGCAAGAGGGAAGCCUUCCUGAAAUACAAACGUAUGCUCCGAAAUCUCCGAGAAUCAGAAUUGAAUUAUAAGGAUGGUGCUAAGAUUGCCUUCAUACUACAGGUAUGCAGAGGACCAAGAAUAGUGAUGUUAAAGAUAAUAUUUUCAGACAGCACAAAAUGGAACAGAGUUUUAUAUUGUGCUGGCUGUAAGUAGUGGCAGAGCACAGAG
Molecule: messenger RNA, 1099 nt
Organism: Podarcis muralis (Common wall lizard)
Lineage: Eukaryota; Metazoa; Chordata; Lepidosauria; Squamata; Lacertidae
Source: RefSeq, a predicted model, not a curated record